Molecule: messenger RNA, 2212 nt
Organism: Cyclopterus lumpus (lumpfish)
Lineage: Eukaryota; Metazoa; Chordata; Actinopteri; Perciformes; Cyclopteridae
Product: protein NDRG3-like
Exons: 16
Coding region: 428-1564 (378 amino acids)
Biological process (GO): signal transduction
Cellular component (GO): cytoplasm
Source: RefSeq, a predicted model, not a curated record
UUUACGUGACGUAGCCCCGCCCCCAGCCCGCGUGCUGCGAGCUCAGUCCCGGAGUCUCGCGACCAGCUCAGUCCCGGAGUCUCGCGACCAGCUCAGUCCCGGAGUCUCGCGACCAGCUCAGUCCCGGAGUCUCGCGACCAGCUCAGUCCCGGAGUCUCGCGACUAGCUCAGUCCCGGAGUCUCGCGACCAGCUCAGUCCCGGAGUCUCGCGACCAGCUCAGUCCCGGAGUCUCGCGACCAGCUCAGUCCCGGAGUCUCGCGACCAGCGCACCCGCUCCGUACCGAGCGGACCCAGACGGACCGAGCGGACCCAGACGGACCCAGACGGACCGAGCGGACCCAGACGGACCGAGCGGACCCAGACGGACCGAGCGGACGACGUCAACGAAAAGGAGCUCGUGCGGGUCUUCAGACAGUAAGCGGUCCUAUGAUGGAGGAGCUUCACGACGUCCAGCUGACGGAGAUCAAACCUCUCCUGACAGGACAGAACGGGAGGAAUCUCCAGGACUUUGACUGCCAGGAGCAUGACGUGGAGACGGCCCACGGCGUGCUGCACGUCACCAUGAGGGGAGUUGCUAGGGGCAACCGACCGACAAUCCUCACCUACCACGACAUCGGACUCAACCAUAAGUCUUGUUUCAACAGCCUGUUUAACUACGAGGACAUGCUGGAAGUGACGCAGCAUUUCUCAGUUCUGCACGUUGAUGCUCCGGGACAGCAGGAGAACGCUCCUGCGUUCCCCACCGGGUACCAGUACCCCACCAUGGAUGAGCUGGCUGAGAUGCUGCCGUCUGUCCUGAAACAGCUUCAGGUGAAGAGUGUGAUUGGUAUCGGCGUGGGAGCUGGAGCUUAUGUUCUCACCAAACUGGCGCUGACUGAGCCCACUCUGGUGGAGGGGCUGGUUCUGAUCGACGUCGACCCCUGUGCUAAAGGAUGGAUGGACUGGGCCGCCUCGAAGCUGAGCGGCUGGACCAGCAACCUGGUGGACAUGAUCAUGGGACACUACUUCAGCGCUGACGAGCUGACGGAGAACACGGAGAUCGUCCAGACGUACAGACUCCACGUCUCUCAGGACGUCCCGCAGGACAACCUGGCCAUGUUCUACAACAGCUACAGCAGUCGUACUGAGUUGCAGAUGGAGCGUCCUAUCCCUGGUCUCAAUGAAAACACCGUCACCACACUCAGGUGUCCCUCUCUGCUGGUGGUUGGAGACACGUCGCCUGCUGUCGAUGUCGUGGUGGAGUGUAACUCCAGACUGAACCCCACCAAGACCACCCUGCUCAAGAUGGCGGACUGUGGAGGACUUCCCCAGGUGGUGCAGCCCGGAAAACUGGCAGAGGCCUUCAAGUACUUUGUCCAGGGGAUGGGCUACAUGCCCACAGCUGGUAUGACCCGGCUGGUCCGCUCCAGGACCCACUCGGCCUCCAGCGUGGGCUCAGCUGAUGGCGUCCGGAGCCGCGCCGCGCCCUCGCUGCCAGAGGGCGCCGCCCCCUCGCUGCCAGAGGGCGCCGCCCCCUCCAUCCCCGGACUCACGGCGGACCGCGCCAUCGAACUGAGCGCGUAGGACUCCGCCCCCUCUGUGUAGAAGUAGACAGACGCCUGUAGGUCUGACCGGCGUCGGCCAUGUUGGCUCCCGUGCUCCCCCUCCUGGCCCGGAGCCGUAACUACAUGCAGCUGGUUCACAUUUAUUAUUCUUAUAACUUCUUUAUUUAGUUUGGCCGUUAUGUUGUUGGUGGUUCUUCCUCCACAUGGAGUUACAGUAACUUCAAGGUAAUGUGUCACCUGACCAUACAGGUGUUAAGGUCAUAGUUCAGUUUCCUGUGCCCCCCCCCCCCCCCCCUUGUUCUGGCAUGCGGUCGUUCUAACGUGGUUUUCAGUGUUUGUGGCCUGAAAGCUGCCGGCAGGGUUUUAUUGAUUAUUGAUUGUUUGACCUGAUGACCUUUAACUGUCGCAGCGUGUUUGAGGCCCUCACUAUGGAGCCAAUAUUCAGUCUCAUGAAAGUCUAAAUAUUAAUCUAUAUUUGAUUCAUAACAAGAACAAAAGUGACGUUUUGAGUUGUUUUCUCUGAAUAUUCCGCCUCAUUUAUAAAUGUUACUGUUCUUAAUAUUUAUUACUUUUUUGAGAUUUGUACUGACGUUGUUUCUGAGGUUUGUUGUUCAGCACUUUGAAUGUAAACAAGGUUUGUAAUGAAAUAAAGCUCAUUAAUCCAGAA